CUUUUGCCUCAGUCGGAAACAACCGCAACGAUCAAAAAAAAGUUAUCAGUGUUUCCAUAACUAAGGAGUUAGCAGUAAAAAAUAAAGCAGAAGUUUAGCCAAUCGAUAAAAAGAGAACAGACUCUGCCACGGAAAAAGGAAAAUUACGAAAAAGGGAAUCGCCAAGGCACAACGGUCUAUGGUGAUUAUCAUUACCGAUAAAAUAACGGUGCUUUUUCAUUGCUAAUCAUUGCGUUUCUUUCAUUUUGAAUUCAAUUUUGGGGGAAGAGGGAUAUUGUUAGGGUUUUGAAUUCGGAAUUAGAAGGGAAAGGAUGACGGAGGUGGUCGUCCACAUAUAUGAUGUGACGAAUAGUGGCUCCGAUAAGACCAACAACACAAUUGUUCAGAUCAACAAGUUUUUCAAAGACGGCAUCGGUCUUGGUGGUAUCUUCCAUAGCGCCGUUCAGGUUUAUGGAGAUGACGAGUGGUCAUUCGGGUUCUGUGAGCAAGGUACUGGAGUUUUUAGUUGUCCUGCUGGGAAAAAUCCAAUGUAUACAUACCGUGAAUGCAUUGUACUUGGAACCACAAACCACCCAAUUUUCAAAGUGAACCAGAUACUGAGAGAGCUUAGUAGAGAGUGGCCCGGACACUCAUACGAUUUAUUGGCAAAGAACUGCAAUCACUUUUGUGAUGAGUUUUGUGAAAGACUUGGUGUUCAAAAGCUUCCUGGUUGGGUGAACAGGUUUGCUCAUGCUGGUGAUGCUGCCGUUGAGAUAGCUGGAACUACUGCCUUUAGGCUGAGGCAAGCUAAAACAGAGAUUGUUACAGCUAGUAAAGUGGCAUAUAGGUUCUUUGCGGGAGUUGCUUCCAACAAUUCAGUUGCCCCGGAUUCUCCUAACUCUAGUCGGGGAACUCCUAGAUUUCAAGCUAAUUGGUUUAAAAAUUUUGUCACCACUGGUGCAAAACCAUCAAGUAGUUCAGAUUUGGAGAGUCACAGUGAAGAGGUGCUACAUCAGCAGCAGCAUCAUGGCACAGAGACCCCUCUGAGGCAGAACUCACGGCAGGACAGCUGAAAGGAAUUCCACCAUGCGCUAAUCCAUGUACUAGUUCAUGUUGUAGUCAGACACAAGGAACAUCGUUUCCCCCGCGUUCACUGUUAUGGUUGAUCACUCCUUGUUAUUCUCAAGAAAAUGCAAGCUUGUUGCUGCUGAUUUGUUGUGGAAUUAUGUAAAUCAUUUUGUUAUUCUGAUGAUGCUGCUUAAAUGUUAGAAAUUUGUUAUGGGAUUAUGUAAAUUUUUCUGCUCUUUUCUUGAUGCUGAAUUAAAUGUUAGAAGCUGGACGCCCAAACAACAUUAUUCUUAAUACCUUACCCGUUCUUUCUU
Molecule: messenger RNA, 1361 nt
Organism: Nicotiana tabacum (common tobacco)
Lineage: Eukaryota; Viridiplantae; Streptophyta; Magnoliopsida; Solanales; Solanaceae
Product: deSI-like protein At4g17486
Biological process (GO): protein deubiquitination
Molecular function (GO): deubiquitinase activity
Source: RefSeq, a predicted model, not a curated record